Messenger RNA from Girardinichthys multiradiatus, 2315 nucleotides. It is a transcript of the gene igfbp6b, whose product is annotated as insulin-like growth factor binding protein 6b. Gene Ontology annotation, cellular component: extracellular region. Gene Ontology annotation, molecular function: insulin-like growth factor II binding; insulin-like growth factor I binding; fibronectin binding. The transcript has 4 exons. The coding region runs from base 243 to 848 and encodes 201 amino acids. Gene Ontology annotation, biological process: regulation of insulin-like growth factor receptor signaling pathway. The record is from RefSeq and is a predicted model, not a curated record. NCBI's taxonomy places the organism in Eukaryota, Metazoa, Chordata, Actinopteri, Cyprinodontiformes, Goodeidae.
AUCACCGCCUUUCAGAUCUUUAAAAGCUGGUGCUUUGCUGUGUCUCUCUCAAUCUCCAUUUGUGUCCUCUGGCACUGCAGGGGGACUCAGUCGGCAAAGCACCAAGGAAAUCUACUGUUUUAGGAGCAGGAAGAGGACGCAGGAAAGGGGAAAAGACAGAGUGAUAUACAUCCAGAAAUAGCAUCGGCCACAUUUAACUGACAGGGAGUGACAGUGUGCAGAACCUGAGACCUGGACAUAAGAUGCCUGUCCUUUCUAACUUAACGGCUGUUGUGUUGCUGCUGAUUGCCCACUGUGGAUCAUGGGCCGAGGGAAGCCGCUGGGGCCCCUUCAAGGUCUGUCCCUCCUGCAAGGAUCCUCUGGGGGCGGGCCGGCCCCCGAGGGAUCAUAAUCUUGCCGGCAGCACGACAGUUUUGGCCCAGGGGGAGCCGUGUGGCGUGUAUACCCUGAGCUGUGCCAAGGGGCUCCGCUGUGUGCCCCCACCCAGGGAGCACAGCCCUCUGCAGGCUCUGUUGCAGGGACGAGGCAUUUGCGCCAAGCACAUCAGAACUAGUCCCACUGAGAGGCCCCACCCCACAGGUCCACAUCCCUCACACUUUGGCGACCUUGAAAAAGCACCCUGUCGCAAGCUUCUCAACAGCGUCCUGAGGGGUCUGGAGCUGACAAUCUUCCAGUCUGACCGCGACAUCUACAUUCCCAACUGUGACACCCGGGGCUUGUACAGGAAAAAGCAGUGCCGCUCCUCUAAGGGCAUGCAGCGUGGCCACUGUUGGUGCGUAGACGAGCUUGGCACACCCGUGCCUUCACAUGUCAGAGAGGACGGCAGUUUACCAUGCGAUGGCGAGUGAGGGAUGAGUCUGCCCAACUGCUCUGAGCCUGGAGAAGGAGGAGGAGGUGGUGGUGGAUGAGUGGAGGAGCUGGAGCACAGGGAGGAGAGGGCGGGUGGCUUUAGACACUGCCUGGACAGGAGGUAACAGGGAUAAACCACUCCCUAUGGGGAAAAUAUAAACACAUUCAUGUCCUCUCUCUCUUACAGCAAGAUACACUCUUUUAUGGUCAAGCAUCAGCAACAGUAACAUCUGCCUGAAUGUCAAACAGCUGCAGCAGCGUCCUCUGCCUCGCCUCGGUGACAUGCUGCAUGCUCUUAUUAAUGCUCCAUGAACUGCCUCAGCAAUCCAAGCUGUGUUACUCUGAAAAAAUGCCUCCAUAUUCCCUGACUCUUGUCCCGGCGUUUUGUUUCUUUUUCUUUCCUUUUCACUUUAGGAUAGCUGACACUGCCUGUGUUUGUUCUGAUCUCAGUGGGCUGAAAUACUGUUACGCAGGUGAUGUGACACAAAACAUCUGAAAAACGUGUCUCCCUCACCGUCCUCUCUCCCCUCCCCAAAGAUACACUGAUAUCGCCAUAAACGACACUAAUAUUUCUUUUUUUAUUAACUUAUUUUUGAGUAUGUAUUGCCAUCAAUUACUGCUUGAAUCUUAUAGUAUUAUAUAUAUAUAUAUAUAUAUAUAUAGAUAUAUAAAUACAUGUAAAGUCAGAAAAAAUAUCUAUAAGAGUAUGUUUCUGGAUGCACUGGUUCAUUCUGACUGCUUAUCGGUUGUUUCUUUGUACAUAUGUUGGAUUUUUGUGGUUGAGUGUUUGUUCUGAAGUGGCAGACAAAAAGCUUACAGCUGUUACUCUUUUCAAAAAAAAGUUGUAAGGCAUAUUUUUCUAUACGUCAGUAUCAUAUUUUAUAUAUAUAUAUAUACAUAUAUAUAUAUAUAUAUAUGAAAUGUUGAUUUAUUUAAUGAAGCUACAGUACAAUGCCAUGUAUUUUUAUAUUGUCAGCAGUUUCUUAUUUAAAUACAAAGAUUGUUUUAUUUCAUAUCGGGGGAAGGUGUGGCCUAGAGACGCCUUUAGGGCCACAAUGCAUUCAUUAGCUCCAUUCAACUGCUGUACAUGACAUUUAAGGGUUAUAACUCAUGUUUAUCCUUUAAUUUUGUCUUUAUUUAUGGCUUUUAAGGGGUUAAUAAUGAUAAUGUUAGUUUUUUGUUUUAUUUUGGCCGGUCACAUUGUCAUUUUUCAUUUCAGAAUGAGAAAAAAGACAAACAAAAGGUCUGAUUUGUUAGUGUUAUGGUAUGUUUCUGCUGCAUCCUUGCAAAAGUCCCAAAAUCUGUGUGCUACUAAAUGAAAUUAACCCUGUUUUUGACCAAUCUUGUUGUGCCAGUGUGUGUGCUGUGGUGAAGGGUCUGUGCACAGAGGACCUGUAAAAUGUUUGCAAAUACAAAAAUAAAACAUGACAGUAAAAAUGGAAAAGAAUAAACAUAUAUUGAUAGAA